AUGGAAGCAGCAAACAUAGUUUUAUCCCCUGCUUUGCAAGUGAUCUUUGACAGACUGGCAUCCCCAGUCCUACAAAAGGCUGCUGAUUUCUUGGGUUUUGAUGACAACUUCCGGGGCCUACAACAUGCCGUGGAGCGGGCUCAAGCUACUCUUGAAGAUGCAGAAGAUCAACAAUUCACCAGCAGAGCUGUCAGACUUUGGUUGUCAAAGCUCAAGAAUGCAGCUUAUGAUGCUGAAGACGAUCUGCACUACUUGACUGUUAAAGGAAUGAGAGGGGUUCUGAACGAUCUUGGUGACACGAUGACGAGAGCAGGUAUGAUGUCUUUUCAACUUGGAGACCUUAUGCAUGCUACCCAAACUGGUGCAGUGCUCCGGGCGUUAGAAGCAACUAUAAAUGAGGGGCUCAGUGAAUUUAAUUUUAAAGCGCCCAGUAUGGUAGAUGGUCGAACUACCAUAAGCGAGACAAGUUCUUUUGUCAUCGAGUCAGAGAUAUAUGGAAGAGAAGAUGACAAAGAGAAGUUGGUCAAACUGUUAAUAUCUUCUGAAGCUUGCCAGGAAGGAUAUGCAACAUGUAUUUCAAUAUUUGGUAUUGGAGGAAUUGGUAAGACCACUCUUGCUCAAUUGGGAUAUAAUGAUGACAGGGUAAUCCACCACUUUGAUGUUAGGAUGUGGAUUUUUGUCUCUGAUGAUUUCAAUGUUAAGAAGAUCAUGAAAGCAAUUAUUGAGUCUGCAACUAAGGAAGAGUGCAAGAUGAUUGGGACAAACUACGACCUUUGUUCAGAGGGGGUGUUGAUGAAUGCAAAAUCAUUGUCACCACCCGCAAUACAAAAACCGCAUUCAUGA
This is a messenger RNA of Prunus avium (sweet cherry), 843 nucleotides long. Lineage: Eukaryota; Viridiplantae; Streptophyta; Magnoliopsida; Rosales; Rosaceae. The record is from RefSeq and is a predicted model, not a curated record.